UAUCCCAGAUGCUGCCCUGAGCCGCUGUUGUGUAUCAGAGAUACAUGCCUCCCCGGGCUUGGUGCCAGUUGGUUAAAGUCAUUAGACGCCCAAGCCAGGCCCGAUCAUCCACGGUCCAGUGGCUUAACCCUCAGUCACCAGCCACACCGAGCUGCAACCCAGCUGUUACACCUCCUUCACCCAAGCUGUCGUCUUUCGCCCUCUCUCUUCCUGCCACCGUAGCGGACAAGCCACCUGAAAGCGUCAUCAAUCGGAAGGCCCGGGCAGUGUACCCGUGUGAAGCAGAGCACAGCUCGGAAUUGUCUUUUGAAAUAGGAGCGAUUUUUGAGGAUGUGCAAACCUCAAGGGAACCUGGCUGGCUGGAAGGGACUUUGAAUGGUAAGAGGGGCCUGAUUCCACAGAAUUACGUCAAGCUGCUGUAGCAACUGGCCCGUGAGGGCCCCGCUGCAGACCCUGGCCCCCGAGGACCUGCCUGUGGGGUGUGAGGACCGUCUUCCCCCCGGGUGAACCCACGGCCACCUGGACACAAGGCAAUGACAGAUCACGGACUGGCACUCUGGGGUGGAGGGGGUGGGGUGGAAUACUGCUAGACGUGGGGGGAGAGGGGACGCACUGCACAGACCUGCGUAGGGCUGUGCGGAUAUGUGCAGCGGGAGAAGGAUGCCCAGGUUAACAGGAUGGACUUUGCAUAUUCAAGCCUUGGGACUCGUGAGUUUUAAUUUUCCCGUCUGCAGAGCGAGAGGAAGGGCAGCCUUCUGCCGGCCCGCCUGCCCCACUGACGGCCAUACCACCGGGCACCCCCCCCUCCCACCGUGCACCUGAAAGGGAACUGCGUUUGCAGGUUGUGCCCUUAACUCUGGUGUCGUGGAGGGGCUGCCGCGGGCGGGCAGUGCAUUGGUCUAAACCCAGAGGGCAGCGGACAGAGGCUCCUUGUCGUAUGGACAGCUGCCCUGGGGACCCCACACUCACUGGACUUAGGGCACCGGCGGACUCACAGCAGGCUUUCUCCUCCAUGCUGCUCACCUGUGUGCCGUUUCCCCAACCAUCACCUUUCAGCCCCGAGCUCUCUGUACAUGAAAUAAAAUAUAAUUUACUA
Physeter macrocephalus (sperm whale) is the source of this 1096-nucleotide messenger RNA. RefSeq names its product rho GTPase-activating protein 10-like. The transcript is spliced from 4 exons. Gene Ontology annotation, cellular component: cytosol. Lineage: Eukaryota; Metazoa; Chordata; Mammalia; Artiodactyla; Physeteridae. Gene Ontology annotation, biological process: negative regulation of apoptotic process; cytoskeleton organization. Gene Ontology annotation, molecular function: protein binding; GTPase activator activity. Bases 45 to 422 code for a protein of 125 amino acids. The record is from RefSeq and is a predicted model, not a curated record.